GUUAUGGUGGAUCCAGAUGCUCCAACCCCAAGCAACCCAAACCUGAGGGAGUAUCUGCACUGGCUGGUCACAGAUAUCCCAGCAACCACAGGAGCAAACUUUGGCAAUGAAAUUAUACGAUACGAGAGUCCACGACCUUCACUGGGAAUUCAUCGCUAUAUUUUCGUGUUGUUUCAGCAAUUGGAUCGAGAGGUUGUGAAUGCUCCUGAUAUAAUUGAUUCUCGUCAGAAUUUUAACACAAGAGACUUUGCGAGAUUUCAUAAUCUCAAUUCGCCUGUUGCUGCUGUUUACUUCAAUUGCAAUAGAGAAGGUGGUACCGGUGGCCGUCACCUAUAAAUAAGUUUAACUUAUAUAUACUGUCAGUGUACGAAUUUUUUACACUAUCGAGUCACAUUUAUGGUUCAAAAUUAUAAAUCUCAUAUUUUAAUAAAAUUCUUUGGGUGAUCUCAUAGUGUAAAAAUACCUUAUACUGACGAUAUAUAUAAGUUAAACUCAGAAAAAUAUUAUGUCUUAGUAAUAUGUUUCCUCAAAAUUUUACUGAAUUAUUAACUUAUACAUGGAUGUCAACGUGAGGAGUUUACAUGUUACAAAGUUACAUGUAAAAGAAUUGAUGCUCAUAUUUAUUUUUAAUUAAAGGGGUAUCUUAUUAUAGAACUAUACUUCAAUUAUUCAGUUUUAUGUCCUCAAUUUUAUGUUUUUGGGAUGUUUUUAUUAAACUUUGGAGGAACUUUUGAGAGGCUAACGCUAUGGGAGUUGGAGGCUUGAAUAGAGUUAUUUAUUUUUCUCUAUUUGUUGAUUUCUACCCUUUUAUUUGAUUAAAUAAGUUGUUA
Nicotiana tabacum (common tobacco) is the source of this 830-nucleotide messenger RNA. The record is from RefSeq and is a predicted model, not a curated record. Lineage: Eukaryota; Viridiplantae; Streptophyta; Magnoliopsida; Solanales; Solanaceae.